AUGGACGAAACUGGUAUGCAGUUUGAUUAUCGCCCUGAAAAAAUAAUUGCUAAAAAAGGAGUAAAGUAUCUACAUAGUCGUACUUCAGGUAAUCGGGAAACGAUUACUGUUAUAGCAUGCUUUAAUGCAACCGGUAACUCUAUUCCUCCACAUUUUAUAGUAAAAGGAAAAACUAUAAGAUCUCUGUGCAAUUUUCAAAUUGAAAAUGCCCCUGAAGGAAGCACAUGGAGUGUUUCAGACAGUGGUUGGACAAAGCAGGGCAUUGCGUUUCUCUGGUUUACAAAGUCAUUUCUUCCAAAUAUUGGUUCUGACAGACCUCAGUUACUUAUUUUAGAUGGACAUGACUCACACAACUUUGUUGAGUUAUUAGAUGUGGCUGUGGCAAACAAAAUACACAUUGUUGAAUUUGCUUGCGCACACUUCCAACUGGCUACAACCUUGUGA
Messenger RNA from Hydra vulgaris (swiftwater hydra), 444 nucleotides. RefSeq names its product jerky protein homolog-like. The record is from RefSeq and is a predicted model, not a curated record. NCBI's taxonomy places the organism in Eukaryota, Metazoa, Cnidaria, Hydrozoa, Anthoathecata, Hydridae. Gene Ontology annotation, cellular component: nucleus. Gene Ontology annotation, molecular function: DNA binding.